This is a messenger RNA of Anisakis simplex (herring worm), 255 nucleotides long. The record is from the annotation of a GenBank genome assembly. Lineage: Eukaryota; Metazoa; Nematoda; Chromadorea; Rhabditida; Anisakidae.
AAUCGCGACAAAGAGGGUUCGUCGAUGGAGCCGAAUCAAGCGAUAUUGGAGAGAUUACGUGCGGGUAUGUUGAACAUCGAGAAUGAUAAGAAGAGACGUAAAAGUAACGUCACUAAUGAGCAAGAAGCGUUGAUAAUUCGACCGAAGUUAUCGCAGACGAACGCACUCUUAAAUGCGGAUGAAGCAGUUCAAGAGUCGUCUGAAUAUGCAGCAACACAUCCGGAUGCGUUAUCUGCGUUCAGAAUUGAUCUUUGA